This is a messenger RNA of Colletotrichum tamarilloi, 3987 nucleotides long. RefSeq names its product LEA domain-containing protein. The coding region runs from base 1 to 3987 and encodes 1328 amino acids. The transcript has 3 exons. Lineage: Eukaryota; Fungi; Ascomycota; Sordariomycetes; Glomerellales; Glomerellaceae. The record is from RefSeq and is a predicted model, not a curated record.
AUGGUCGGAGCUGCAUCCAAGUCAGGCAGCAGCAUGCCCGGUGGUUGGGGAAAGGGUGAGGAGCAGAAGUCAACAUACUCGGUCGAGCAAGAUAUUCAAGACCAUGGCGACAACCUCGUUGCCGGUGUCAUUGGCAAGACCGGUGAGGUGGUAGACGAGACCGGCAAGACUGUCGGCAAGGUCACAGAAGGCGAGGCCGGAGAGCUUGUCGGGAACGUCGUUACCGCGACAGGCGAUAUCAUCGGCAAGGACGGCGGCGUUAUCGGCAAGGCUCUUCCCCUCGGCGAGUUGACGGAAGGGGGCGAGACCAAGGAGGGCGGUGGCUUCAGCAUCAUGGGCGCCACCAAGGGCGUCAAGGGCAUCGUCGACACUGUCGACGGCACUGUUCAGACUGUCAACCGCACAUUACCGCUUGUCGGCGACCUGACCAAGGGUAUUGGUCUGGGCGAAGGCCAGGGCGGUGUGCUCGGCGGCGUCCUUGGUGGUGGUCAAGAUGAGAAGGGUUCCCAAGGCGGCCUUGUCGGUAAUACUCUGGGCAACGUUACCGGAGCUCUCGGCGGUCAGUCCGAGAAGGGCACAUCUUCAGACAACGCCCUCGGCGGCCUGCUUGGAGGUGUUUUGGGCCAGAGCCAAAGUGGUGGCCCUCUUGGCGGCGUCCUCGGUGGCACCGAGCCAUUGAACCGCGACCAGUCUGUCACCGACAAGGAUGAGAAGCUCACCCAGCUUCUUGCUGAGCAGAAGGAGGAGGCAGAUGACAAGGCCUCCUUGACCGAGAACGCGAAGCAGAACCUCUUCGAGAACAACGAGACAACAUCAGAGGUUGCCCCAAUCGAUCUCCAGGAUGUCGAAAAGUCGCAACCCGACGUUGACGCUGAUGGUAAGCUCACAACCGGCGGAGAGAACACCCAAACAGAGACUGAAGAUUCCCAAGGCGCCAAGAUAGACCUCACAGAACAAUCGACAAUCGACGGCAAGAGUGAUUUGCAAGAGGUCGACGCCGAGCCCAUCGAAGAGGCGACAGAGGGUGCCGAGACCGUCAAGGAUGACGCGACUGAGAAGGCGGGCACUGCCCAGACUGAUGCUCAGUCCCGUGUCCCGGAUGACAUCGCUACCCUCGACAUUCCCGUCUCGCAGAUUCCCGACGGUCUGAAGAGUGAGCUUCCGGAAGAUAUCCAGACUGCCGACAUCCCCGUAUCGCAGAUUCCAUUCGACGCUCAGUCCAAGCUUCCCACCGACCUUGUUUCCAAGCUUCCUUCGGAUCUAGCCUCUCAGGUUGAGGACGCCAAGUCCGGUGCCGAGACUGCUCGUGAAUCCGAUGCCACUGAGGACUGGGCGAACCAGCAGAACCCCGAGGAGCAAUCCGAGGUCCCCGAGGAUGCUCAGACUGGCGAGUUCCCCAAGACCGAGGGUGUCACUGAGGGUGUCGAGGGCGAGGGCUUUGAGGCCAUCGACGAGGGUGUGGACUCCGGUGUGGAGGGUAUCGAAGAUGUCGCCGAGACCGCUACUGCGAAGACUGGCGAUGUCCCUGACAUUGACGUCACCGCUGCUUCUGAGUCUGCUCCCAAGUCUACCAUUAAGGAUGAUAUCAAGAGCGUCCUCAGCACCAUCCGCUCUGCCAUUCCCGAAGAUCAGCGCACCGUCUCGGUUGCCGGCGACAAGCUUCUCCAGCCAUUCGAGAAGUUCCCUGGCGCCCAGGUUGACGAGGACGGAAGGGUCGUCUUCGACGAUGUUUCCAUCGGUCGCAUCGCCGAGGGCAACCCGGAGGAACUUGUUGGCAUGACCCUCGAUGCCGAGGGCAACAUUGUCAACGAGCGCGGCAGCAUCAUUGGCAAGGCCGAGCUCAAGUCUGAGGUUGCUGAGGAGCUUCUCAAGGACACCAUUGACUUCUCCAUUCUAAAGGGUGCCAAGGUCAAUAAGGCUGGCAACCUCGUCAACGACAAGGGUGAGGCCGUCGGUCGCAUCGUCUCCGGUAUCCUCAAGCACUUGGUUGGUCGCAAGGCCAACGAGCUCGGUGAGAUCUGGAACGACAGCGGCAAGGUUAUUGGCAAGGCCGAGCCCAUUCCCGAGACUGAGCGUGAGGAGCUUAGCGAGCCUGCUCCCUUCGAGGACUUCCCUGGCGCAACCGUCGAGUCCAACGGACACGUUCUCUUUGAGGGCGACAUCGUCGGUCGUGUCAUCGAGGGUGACCCGAAGAAGCUCAAGGGCAAGAAGGUUGACGACGACGGUGACAUUCUUGACAAGAGCGGCAAUGCCAUUGGCAAGGCCGAGCGUUGGGAACCCGAGUCUGAGCCCGAGCCUGAACCGGAGGCACCUGUUGACAACUCUGCCCUCGCUGGCAAGCGUGUCAACAAGGCUGGCAAUGUCGUCGACAAGGACGGCACCAUCUAUGGCCGCAUUGUCGAGGGUGACAUCAAGCGCCUGAUCGGUCGCAUGUGCGACAAGGAAGGAAACGUCCGUAGCGAGUCCGGUGAUAUCAUCGGAAGAGCUGAGCUUGUCGCUGAGGGAGACCGUGAGGGAUCCAAGGAGGGUCCCUUCGCUGAGCUCCCUGGCUGCACUGUCGCCAAGGACGGUACCAUUGUCACUCCCUCUGGAGAUAUUGUCGGUCGUCUUGUCCAGGGUGACGCCAAGGUUCUCUUCGGCCGCCCUAUCGACGAGGAUGGUGAUAUUCUCGACCGCAAUGGCAACCUACUCGGCAAAGCUGAGCGCUGGGAGCCCGAGGCUGCUCCCGAGAGACAGAAGGGACCUAUGGAAGGCCGCAAGGUUAACCGCAGCGGCGAGGUUGUUGAUGAGGAUGGCGAUGUGAUUGGCAAGCUCACCUCUGGUGAGAUUAAGGCCUGCGCCGGCAAGCCCGUCAACGAGGACAACGAUGUUGUUGAUUCCAAGGGACGUGUCGUCGGUCAUGUCGAGCUUCUCGAGGACAUUCCUGAGCCCAAGGGCCCCAUGGAAGGCAAGGUUGUCAACAAGGAAGGUUUCGUCGUCAGCGACAAUGGCGAGACUCUUGGUAAGCUUACCAGCGGUGAGCUCAGCAUCUGCGCCGGCAAGAAGGUCAACGAGGACAACGAUGUUGUUGACUCCAAGGACCGCGUUGUUGGUCACGUUACUGCCAUCUCCGAUCUUCCUCAGAAGAAGGGACCUAUGGAGGGCCGCAAGGUCAACAAGAACGGUGAGGUUUGCGACGAGGAUGGAAACAUCAUCGGCAGACUUACCACUGGCGAGGUCACCAUUUGCUCCGGCAAGGAGGUCAACAGCGAUAAUGACGUUGUCGACUCCAAGGACCGUGUCGUCGGACACGUCACCCUCGUCGAGGAUAUCGUCGAGGAGGAGGAGACUCCCGAGGAGACCGAGGAGGAGAAGCAGGCUCGCAUCGAGGCUGAGGCCGACCGCAAGUUGGCUAAGAACCUCGGUGGCUUGAUUGAGCAGGGCUUGGAUCGUCUCCGUCCCAUCUGCAAGAUGAUUACGCAGAAGAUUGAGGCCGCUGAGCGCCAGCCCAAGGAGGAGCGUGACGAGGAGCAGCUGGUCAAGGAUGUCAAGCCUCUCAUUGAGGAGGGUGGCAAGCUCUUGACCGAGUUGAACGGCAGCGUUCGUGCCUUGGAUCCUGAUGGACGCAUCCAGCAGAACGCCAAGGCCAAGGCCCAGACUCGUGAGGCUACUCCCGAGGAACACCACCUCGCUGAGGUCCUUAAGGAGUUGACCGGUACCAUCACCGAAACCGUCGAAGGUGCCAAGCGCAAGCUUGAGGACCUUCCCAAGGCAAAGGCCGAGCUCAACCCUCUCUGGGGACUUCUCACCGAGCCUUUGUUCCAGAUUCUGGCUGCCGUCGGUCUUUUGCUGACUGGUGUCCUGAACCUGGUUGGUCGUCUUCUCAACGGUCUUGGCCUCGGCAAGAUUGUCGAUGGUCUGCUCGGAACCCUCGGUCUCAACCGCCUGCUGGAUGGCCUCGGCCUCGGCAGCUUGACCAAGGCUCUUGGUGGCGGCAAGAAGAAAUAA